AUGAAGGCAUCCGAGGUUAAUAUAGAUGUGGGCAAACUUCAAAAACUUUUUAAAGAAAAACAGAAAAAGGAGCUAUAGGAGGAAGAAUAGGAAUAGAAGAAAAAUAAUUUACCUUAGAUAAGGAGGAAAGAAGAGAUGAAAUAACUGAGCUAGAAAAUUUCAAUGCAGAUGUAAAGGCUUAAAACUAUCAAAGAAAAGAAUGGAAAUAUUAUAUCUGAUAGCUUACUGUCUGAGAUUCAAGAAAUUUAGGAGUAGAUCUCACAUCCUGCGUUGGAAAACUCAAAAGAGAAUACAUACGAUAGUCUGCCAGAUUAAAUAAAUGAUAGUGUGAAUUUUAAUCAUGACUUGCUAAAUCAUUCUUAAAGUGCUAUGCUAUUGUAAGGUUUGGACGAGAGUCUUAUUGAAACUAUUCUUGAGUAAGAGAUAUCGGCGAAGGAUAAGGUUAUGCAAAAUAUUAAGACUUCACUAAUGACUUACUCUCGCUAAUAGUAAAGAAAUCAUAUGCCAAAGAAAAAUAAAAUUCUAGCUGAGAAGCCACCAAGAUUCUAAUUUUUUGGGAUUAAACCAAAAAUAGACACUAAGUCGCACAAAAAUUCUAUUGCAAAAUCUCCAGACGAUUCAGGUUUUUUCCUAACUCACACUAAUUUUAAUGACACCGAUCAUUUUAAGAGUAAAGAAAAUACGGUUCAAGAGGUUGAAGACAAGCCUUUAACUAAAAAUGACAUCUUUUUCGCAGCAUUCGAGUAAUCUAUUCUACAGAAUAGGAAUCAAUCAGUACUUAAAAAAUAGCCAUUUUAAUUUUAACUAACAGCAGCGCCUUUUACAACUCAAUUGUCACUAAAUGAUUCAAAUUUCCAUUAACUGAAGAAACAUAUUCAAAAGUCUAGUUUCACUCCAAGAUAGAGCUAUCAUUAUUAUUAGAAGCCUAAAGAUCUUUAUAUAAAUGCAAAAGAUGAUUUAAGAAAGGAGCUACUUAAAGGAAGAAAGAGACAAAGGUCAGUAAAUGAUUCAGAGAGGAGAAAUAAGGAUACUAGUCAAGAUCACAAAGAACUAAAAAAUAUUCAAAGAAAAAUAAAGAGGCUGAUAUGGGAUAGCCAGGGAUCAUCAGGGAAUGAUUAAAGCUUUUUAUCUGUUUCUAAGUCUAUGGAAAACACGAGCCAUGAAAGCAUUAAAAUUCAAUACUUCCUUAAUAAGAUUCAAUUUCCACCUUUGUCUGAUAGGAAGAUGCUCAGACCUUUAUAUCGAAUGGUAGAUGAGAAAGUGUAAAUACCAAAAGAAGAUCUGCAUCCGGUAAAGAGAAGAGUGAGGAGACACACAAUCCACCCAUUAUAAACACAUUUACUCUCAGAUGACAUUCCCAUUGUAAAUUAUGAGGCAAGCAUUUUAUUCACCAAGCAGUUUAGCAUAAUAUAUGAGGAAGUGGAAAGUUUACAAAAAUAGGUUUACAACUUGCUAAGUCUGUUUUACAUUCGUUAAAAGUAUGAUUUCGUGAGUGUUUGCAAAUAGAUGAGUCUUAGGCAAUAGAUUAAUAUAAACAUGACUCUAGAAAUGAUAAUCGCAUUGUGCUUGAACAUUGUUAAGAAACUUUUAAAUAAAUAUGGCGACUAGCCUGAAUUAAUUGGUGUCACAGAUGCAAAUUAUUUAUUAGAAGUCGAUGUAACAGUUGAGGAUGAACAAGAUGCUCUCGCUUAGAAUAUGAAAUCAAUGAAAAAGACUGGCUAAUCACUUUACGAGGCUUAAGAAGCUUACAUGCUAAUGUAUAAGAUCUAUUAAUCUGAGAAUGCUGUUAUGAGUCUUCCCAUUCUACAUGAAUUGGUUGAAAGAAUUGUCAGAGCGCGAUUAUGUAUAGUGGAAGUUAUAGAAUAAUACAAGUUAUACUCUGAUAAGAUAGAUCUACAAGAUAAUUUAUAGCAGAAAGUGGUUGAUCAUAUAUAGUCUAUAUCAAAAGGAGGCGCAGAGAGUUAAUAAAAUAGACUCAAGCAGAUAACAUAGUAAAUAACUAAAGAUAGGUCAGCUUAAAAGAAGAGACUGAUACCUAAGCUACCUAAUGAAACAAGGGAUCUGAUUAGGAAGAAAUCCAUGAGAAUUAUACCGAGGGCUGAGAACACAAGAAGUCAAUAAGCCAAAAUUAUCUAGCUUACUCAACUAUCAGGAGAGAAAAGAGAUGAAGAGAAAUUCUUAAACAGAGUCGGAAAUUAAUCACAUAGAGACAAUUUCUUGACCUAGAGAAAAACGGAAGAGCAAGAUUCGAUACUAAACUAUUGA
Messenger RNA from Stylonychia lemnae, 2265 nucleotides. NCBI's taxonomy places the organism in Eukaryota, Ciliophora, Spirotrichea, Sporadotrichida, Oxytrichidae. The record is from the annotation of a GenBank genome assembly.